Alosa alosa (allis shad) is the source of this 4125-nucleotide messenger RNA. RefSeq names its product fatty acyl CoA reductase 1 (gene far1). Gene Ontology annotation, biological process: long-chain fatty-acyl-CoA metabolic process. Gene Ontology annotation, molecular function: alcohol-forming very long-chain fatty acyl-CoA reductase (NADP+) activity. Gene Ontology annotation, cellular component: peroxisome. The record is from RefSeq and is a predicted model, not a curated record. Bases 118 to 1674 code for a protein of 518 amino acids. The transcript is spliced from 12 exons. NCBI's taxonomy places the organism in Eukaryota, Metazoa, Chordata, Actinopteri, Clupeiformes, Clupeidae.
GCUUCCUGCUCACAGUCGCUCUCACAGCAUCUCGCACCACUGCUUCAUUGCUGUAGGCAUUUUGGGAUUAACGACACUGCCUGGAUUUACAGUUGGAGGGACCGGAGGGCUGCCACCAUGGUCACCAUCCCGCAGUUCUAUGAAGGGAAGAGUGUCCUCAUCACAGGAGCCACUGGCUUCAUGGGGAAGGUCCUGCUGGAAAAGCUGCUGCGCUCCUGUCCCGGCGUCAAGGUUGUCUACGUGCUUGUCCGCUCAAAGGCGGGCCAGGCUCCUCAUGAGCGCAUUGCGGACAUGGUCAACUGCAAACUCUUUGACAGAUUAAGAGAUGAGCAGCCUGACUUUGCAGAGAAAAUUGUAGCUGUGAACAGUGACUUAACUCUGCCUGAACUGGACUUGAGGAAAGAGGACCAGGAGACACUGGCAGCCAAUGUCAACAUAGUCUUCCACUGUGCAGCAACAAUCCGAUUCAAUGAGCCUCUCAAAGAUGCAGUGCAGCUGAACGUUCUGGCGACUCAAAAGAUGGUGGCUCUGGCCCACAGAAUGAAACAGUUGGAGGUGUUCAUCCACGUGUCCACGGCCUAUGCCAACUGUGACCGCAAGCUCAUUGAGGAGGUGGUCUACCCCCCACCAGUAGACUACAAGAAGCUUGUUGACACCUUAGAAUGGAUGGAUGAUAAGCUUGUGGGCGUAAUGACGCCAAAGCUGAUUGGUGACCGGCCAAACACAUACACUUACACCAAAGCUUUGGCUGAGUAUCUGGUCCAGCAGGAGUGUGGGAACCUGAACGUGGCCAUCAUCCGGCCCUCCAUCGUCGGAGCCAGUUGGAUGGAGCCCUUCCCUGGCUGGAUAGAUAAUUUCAAUGGACCUAGUGGAAUAUUCAUUGCUGCGGGGAAGGGCAUUCUGCGCACGAUGAGGGCCUCCAAUAAUGCUGUGGCUGACUUGGUGCCAGUAGAUGUCGUAAUCAACACCACUCUGGCCGCUGCCUGGUACUCAGGCUCCCAAAGGCACAACAGACCCAAAACCAUGUUGGUUUACAACUGCACAACUGGAGGCAUCAACCCAUUCCACUGGGGAGAAGUUGAGUACCAUGUAAUAUCCACUUUCAAGAGGAACCCCCUCGAGCAGGCCUUCAGACGGCCCAAUGUAAAUCUCACCUCAAACCACCUAAUCAAUCAGUACUGGAUCGCUGUAAGCCACAAGGCACCAGCUUUCCUAUAUGAUCUCUUCCUCCGGAUGAUGGGGAAAGAGCCAAGGAUGAUGAAGACCAUCAAGCGGCUGCAUAAAGCCAUGAUGGUGCUGGAGUAUUUCACCAGCCACUCGUGGGUGUGGAACACAGACAACGUCACCAUGCUCAUGAACCAGAUGAGCCCCGAGGACAGGAGGCUAUUUAACUUUGAUGUGCGACAGCUGCACUGGGCUGAGUAUAUGGAGAACUACUGCAUGGGCACCAAGAAGUAUGUGCUGAACGAGGAGCUGUCAGGUCUGCCAGCCGCCAGGAAACACCUCAGCAAAUUGCGAAACCUCCGCUACACGUUCAACACGCUGCUGGUGGUUGUCAUCUGGCGGGUGUUCAUCGCCAGGUCGCAGAUGGCGCGCAACAUCUGGUACUUCGUGGUCAGCCUGUGCUUCAAGUUCCUGUCCUACUUCAGAGCGUCCAGCACCCUCAGACACUGAACGAUGAGAGACCGUGAAGUGGACUGGAGGUGGACACGGAGGAAAUGUUACCAAGCCUCUCCUUCCCUUCCCCCUCCUCUCUCCUGAUAAUACCUUGCACCCCCCCCCCCCUUUUUUUUCCCCUUAUCUCAGACAGCUAUGCAUUCAGCGUAACUUGGCCGACUCUACGGACAUGUUUUGAAUGUCACUUUAGGGUCUGGGCCCUGCCCCCUCUCUUUCUCUCUCUCUCUCGCUCUCGCUCUCUGUCUUUUUUGUGUUCAGCACGGCCCUCCCACUUCAACUGUAGGGGUGCUGACCACGUUGUGGAAAGCAAGCAUGUCUCUUCAGGGCUAGAUUCUCUCCUUCAGCACAACGAGCACAGGGAGGCUUUUUAAAUUACUGCAUCAAGUCUCUGUCGGUAAAAGCACUUAAGCCAAACACCGAAGAGGUGGGGGGACUGGCUAAUACUUUACCGCACAUUCAACAGCUUGACCGCAGGCAGUAGGCAUUCUCCAUUGCUUGGCUGAUGGCAGUGACUCACUUGUCAACUAUUCAAUCAAGCACAAGGCAGAUAAGGGAUGUGAUGGCUCCUGCGCAGUAUAGCUAUGUGCCUAUGCCCAAGCCUUCAGAUGACCUUGCUAAGACUCCCCGCCAUAGCUUUCUUCAGCUAUGCUGAGCUCCCCCUCACUCCCACUUUACAUUUUUUUGUUUGUUUUUUUUCCCAUGUGGAAUUCUGCCAAACCAUCUUUAUACGUUACCUUUUUGUCCGCGAUUGUGCAGGAUGAAAGGGUCAUGCUUAUCAGUGAGUGGCUAAAGGUGGAACAUCUCGUUCAUGAUUCAGGACAUCUCCUGGACAUCCCCUCUGUAUUACUGGCUUUUAGCAAGCUGCUGGCAUGCCUUGUUGCAUGUCUUGUCAUAGACCCGUUUCAUCCUUGUAUCUGAUGAGAAACGUUUUGUGUGACUGUUUGUGAGUACUUUCUCAACUCCAUUGUUGUGUGUGUGUGUGUGUGUGUGUGUGUGUGUGUGAAUUCUUGCCCACUACUUUUCUUUUGCUACAGGGUCGUUUCCUGACCUUAAUGUCAAACUAGGGUCUCACCAUCCCAAGCCACAGACAGAUUGUUAAUCUUUACAUUUCUAUCCAUUAUUGUUUUGUUUUUUUCCUCUGGUUGUAAGGAAGUGAAGGAACAUUUUCUGUUCCUUUCCUCAUGAUCAGUGAAUAGGCUAUACAAGAUCAAGUACUCUUCCUCCCUACAUUGGAAACACAAUUUUAGGGUGAACAGUAGCCAUGGGGUUAGUGAUUUGUUUUGUUUCUAUUUAUAAAUAUAUGAACUAUAUUUUAUGUACUUAAACACACUGCAAAAUGAGCUGUAGUACCAGAUUCUACAAGCUUUAAGUGUAUGACUAGGGUUAGUGGCUUGGUUGUCUGACUGGUUUGUGAACUGUGCCUGACAUUUUUUGACUAACACAAUGUGAAAGAGCUGAAAAUGUGUAAGUUUUGUAAUCCAUUUGUGUACAUUUCCAGAUAGACAUUGUUAUAUUAAUCUAACAUUGCAUAGAAUGUUUAUGCCUGUAAUACAUAUAGGAUGGCUUAAAAAGAAAGACAAAACAAAGGCAUGUAGAAGAAGAUUGGCUCCUUUUGGGUCAAAGUUCCAGUUGGACCUCUAAAUCCGAAUGUCUUUUGUCUUGUCUGUUUUUUCAUCUGGUCUCAAGAUCAAAUUGAAACCAAAGCCAUCACACCUUUGGUUAUAUCUCAUAUCUUGUCUUGUGUGUAAAUUCAACGGUUGGUCUUCUUCUUACUGUAUUGACAUUGUCUGAAUGUACGUCACUCCAGCCUGACUCUUUGCACAGUUGUACUAGAAACGUGGAUUCACUCCAAAUGUGCGUGUCUAAUGUGGAUUUGGGACCUACUGAUCUGAUAAAUUGUGAGAACUUUCUUUUUUUUCCCCCGAGGACCACCAUUUGAAAGGGAUACUUGCCUUCAUGUACCUUCAAUCAUUCCCUUGUGUUUGGUUUAGUUUUUGAGAUGAGUCACUUAGUAGGGAUUCUGGUGGGGGAAAAGUUAAAUGCAGACUGAUGUAUUUUAUCAAUUAACAUUCACUCAGCCACGUACAGGAAAUGUCUAUCUCUUUCUGUCUCUCCUUAAUGUGAUGUGGGCAUCUUUUGGGUAUCAAGGGCGCCUUGUAUGAUCAUGUCUGCCAUUUCAAACAGCAUUGCACAAUUGUGUUAAUUGUGUCUUGUCUUUUUUUUUUUCUGUAUAAAUAUUUUCAGUCAGACCAAACAUUACAACUCCCAGUACAAUGGAGUACAAUUGCACAUCCGAUGUCCAAUUGAGGUGUUUACAGCAAAAUGGGUUCAUUGCUCCAGAUCAUGCUCUAUCCAUUUUCUUGCAAGUCUAGAAUAUAAAAAUCAAUGGGUGCCUUUUGUUUGUAAACCAAAUGAAUACAAAUAAAUAGAACAUGUUAAUUCAUGAAA